Penicillium diatomitis is the source of this 936-nucleotide messenger RNA. Its product is annotated as protein-S-isoprenylcysteine carboxyl O-methyltransferase. The record is from RefSeq and is a predicted model, not a curated record. The transcript is spliced from 2 exons. Gene Ontology annotation, molecular function: protein C-terminal S-isoprenylcysteine carboxyl O-methyltransferase activity. Gene Ontology annotation, cellular component: membrane; endoplasmic reticulum. The coding region runs from base 1 to 936 and encodes 311 amino acids. Lineage: Eukaryota; Fungi; Ascomycota; Eurotiomycetes; Eurotiales; Aspergillaceae. Gene Ontology annotation, biological process: C-terminal protein methylation.
AUGACCGACGCCAAAUCCUCCACCUCCAUGGCCACUUCCGGAGAUCCCAACGUCUCCUGGCCUGUUGAGCGCGUUUCCCACAGCUCCUCAUCCGCAUGGCACCCAUCCUUCCCUAACCACCGCCGAACCAGCGACGUCUCUCACUCCGACGCAAGCUCCGUUUCGUCUGCCGAACCCGAAUCGGACCUCGACCGAUCCAACUUUCCUGACGGCGAAAAGUCGCUCUCCGGCAUUGCGCUGCGCGCAUUCCUGCUGGGAACCACCCUUGGAGCCACAUCCAUCGUGACCGGUCUCCUCAGCGCGCUAUUCCCGACUCCCUUCUGGCGUGUGCCCUUCUUCAUCGCCGCCCUGAGUCUCUUCCACUUCCUCGAGUAUUACGUCACCGCGCGAUAUAACACUCGCUAUGCCUCGGUCGGCGCAUUUCUCCUCACCUCGAAUGGCUGGGCAUAUAACGUGGCGCAUGGCUCUGCCAUCGCCGAGUGCAUUCUCGCGCACUAUUUUUGGCCGCAACCCGGCCGCGUGGCGCGGUGGUUGACCGUGACGGAGCCAAUUGCGGGGAGUGCGGUGCCACUGUUGCUGGUGCUGGGACUGGUGUUGAUGGUGGUCGGCCAGAUUGUGAGGACAAUGGCCAUGGCGCAGGCCGCGAGUAACUUUAAUCACCAUGUUCAGUCGCAGCAUCAGAAGGGCCACGUCCUGGUCAAGACGGGGUUGUAUGGGUAUCUGCGACACCCGAGCUACUUUGGCUUUUUCUGGUGGGGACUAGGGACGCAAUUGGUCCUGGGAAACCGGGUGUGCUUUGUGGCAUAUACCAUCGUAUUGUGGAAGUUUUUUGCCAGUCGAAUCAAACGCGAGGAAGCGUUCUUGAUCCGGUUCUUUGGAGUCGAGUACACCCAAUAUCGAUUGGAUACCCCGGUGGGCAUUCCGUUCAUUCGAUGA